AAAUUCCCCAUACAAAAUCGAACCUUGGUUGGAUUUCAAGAACUAAAACUCAAGCAACCACAAAAAUUUUAAAAAGAUGUUAUCAACGAAGAGGAAAGCGCUAGACACAGGUUUACAAAGACGUGUGAGAGCAAGGAGGGAACCUUCUGAGGAAAUUGAAGAAUCUUCUUCAGAUUCUGCUCCAUCAGAAAUUGGCCGAGAUGACAAUGAGGGAGAGGAAAGUUCCAGCGAUGAGGCAGAGGAUGAGGUAGAUGAGGUUAGAUUUGUCAAAGUAAAAUUAGAUCCUCACUAACAUUCUAAUAGGAAGCAUCUGAAUCCGAGGAAGAAACGACCAACGAUGCAGCAGCCUCGAUUUCUUUUGGCGCAUUGGCUAAAGCGCAAGCAAACAUGUCCAAGCCUAGUAAAAGGGAUUCGAAAAAAUCAAAGAAGAGCAGUGCGGAUGGAUGGGAAGAUAAUGAAGCUACCGAACGUAAAGCAGGGAAGAAGGACCAACGAGAUUUUACUCGCAGUAGUAAAAAUGCACCAACCGAAAUUUCCAGCAAGAAAGCAGUUUCCCGUCGCAGAGAAGUCGUACCUGUUAAGAAAAGAGAAAUUCGCGAUCCACGAUUUGAUCCUACUCACGGUCCGGUAGAUAUGGGAAAGAUCGAGAAAGUAUAUGAUUUCUUGAUUGAUUAUCGAGAGGAUGAAAUUAAGAAAUUAAGGGAGACGAUCAAAAAAACUAAGGAUGAAGAUGAGAAGGAGAAGUUAAAGAGGGACUUGUUGAGUAUGGAGAGUAGGAAGAAGACGGAUGCGAAGAAGAGGAAGGCUAGGGAGAUUUUGGAUAAGCAUAGGAAGGAGGAAAAGGAUUUGGUGAAGGAUGGAAAGACACCAUAUUAUUUGAAGAAGGCAGAACAGAAGAAGAGGGUUCUGUUGGAUACAUAUGGAGAGUUGAAGGGGAGACAGUUGGAUCGGGUUAUCGAGAGGAGGAGAAAGAAGGUGGAAGGGAAGGAAAAGAAGAAUAUGCCGAGGGCGAGAAGAGUGGUCGAUUAGGAGCUUUCCUCCCUUGCCAAUGCUCUUCCUUCGCCAAAUUAAUUCACUUCAAUUCCGUUCAGAUAAAUUCGAUCAUCUGUCAUCAUAUUACCAUAUCAGCGAAAUUCAUAUUCCUGAUAUUAUACCUCCAAACAUUUAUACAUCGAAUAUCAAGUCCUCUUGAUCAUCUAUCGAUAUCAUGACUGAUCCAUUCACGAACGCGACAUGUCUUAUCUCAUCAUCAACAGUUCUCGCGCAACAAUUUCGGCUCUUCACCCGUAGCCAUUUGGCAUUCUUGGAGCUAUCACAUGAGUUGAUGGACAUUAUAAGCAUCUCUACGACACCAGAUGGAUCACUUAUGGCUCAAAUGCGCCGACUAUUGUAUUUAAGGAUGGAAUAGCCCGUAAGCUUCAGUUGCUUCCAAGCUUACAACUCCAUACUUUAACUAUCCUAUGCGGAUUCCGUUGUGGAAGUCCCUAGGAUUCCGACCACAUUCACGUGUUUCUGGCCUUUGUUGCACCUGCAGGGACUAGAAUCAUAUCACCCGCGGAAAUCGCAUCCAUACAAAUAACGAACCAAAUAUUUUAGCGGCAAAAACCGCCUUUAGUACUAAUCUUGAAGUCUGGGGAGUUAUUCUAGAAAGAAACACCAAUGCGGUUCAAGUCACCAUCUCGAUCUUCCAACCUUCUGAGCCUAGAUUUUAACGGAUUGGGAACUUUUACAACGAUCUCGCUCAUGAAGUACUCACAGAGACCACAAUAUCCUUGGAAGCUAUUCGCUAGGAAAAGCUUACAACAUGUCUGUAAGGCUUUAGAGCCAGGUAUAGAGACUUCAAUCGUUAUGAUGCUUCCUCUUACGACGGCUAUAACUCCUCCAUUCCUUUCAGAAAUGGAGGGAGAACUUAACGAGGGGAUAUCGGAUGAAGAUGAAGAAGUUGAGGAAGGGAUUUCAGAAUCAGAUGCUGUAAAAGAAAUUCCUCGAGUCUGGCGCGAUGAAUGCAGAGAUGCAUAUGUGGGAGACCUCUUGACAAGAAUGUGGAUGAAAUGGCCAGGGAAGAAAUCUAUCUAUUUGCAUCGCCCCAUGGAAUGAGCCCUACACAUACCAUUACAUCAUUGAAGAGUACAUGAGAAUAAGCAACAUCGUCCAGGACAACUACAAUAGCAUCUAAAUCUAGAAUAAACAAACAUAUCCAUCCCUCACCUACCUAGGUAUCCUAUCCAUCUAAACAACAUCCUAACACCUUUCCAUCCUACCCAUCUAUAUAUAAUUUUCCCCAAUACUUACUCAUAGCUUCCUUCAUAUAAAUCAAAUCACAUACCACUAUUAUCUCUUCUAUUCAAUUCAAUUCCCUAAUUAUGAUCUAUUUCAAUCCUUGAAGUUAAACUCC
Molecule: messenger RNA, 2395 nt
Organism: Sclerotinia trifoliorum
Lineage: Eukaryota; Fungi; Ascomycota; Leotiomycetes; Helotiales; Sclerotiniaceae
Source: the annotation of a GenBank genome assembly